AUGCAAAGGGCAUCAGAUUCAAGUGAAAAACAACGCCCCAAGCGCUCCUGCUUCUUUUUCUUUACUGUCCAGAAAGUUAACUUUCCGAGCAAAGCGGAGGCCACCAGCCCCGCGCUGGCUCCGCCGCGGGCACGCCUCCCCCUGAGGACCGCAUGCCCGUGGGACCCCCGCCGGGCCCUUCCCCUUCUCCCGCCACCGCCCCACGCCACUCGGCGCCAGGUCGCUUCAGGUGCCCGUGGCCGGAGCCGCGCCGCCGCAGCCUCAACUUCGCGAUCCCCGCGCCCCUGUUUCAAACGCCCCGUGGCGUCGAGCAGGCCGCUGAAGGGGUGGGGAGGAGGGGGGGGCGGCCACCCCACACGCCCGCCUGCAGCCGGGUCAGACCGUGCCCGACCGUGCCCGUGGCGCUGCUUCUACCCGUCCAGGAGGAGGCGGAGGGCAGACCCACUUACCGCGCCGGUGCCCGCUGCGGGGUCUCGCCUCCGGAGCGGCGGGGCGGUUCGACCCGGCUGCUGCGAUCGCCGCGGCGGCGAGUCAAGGCGGCGCUGGGCUCAUCGCAGGUUGGAGAAACGAAGGCAGAGCCCCCCCAUCCAGGCUGCAGUGCCAGCAUCAUCUUCCUCAGCUGCCCAGAGGCUGGACAUGCCGAUUUGGCAAUUCUGUGUUGGGAAACCCUUGAGAGCCUUUCUGAAGGCUCUUCCAGAACAUGGUCAUCUUUGUAGUAGGAUCAUGCAACUGUCGACACAUCAGCGCGUCUCAUAUAUGCAUGACUUAAGCACACCGAGGUGAGGAAAUUGCAUCAUAGGUCAGCAACCUCUCAAUCCUCAGGUUUGAAUGUGGAAUUCAUAUCUUCUUUCUCACUUCUGGCCUCAAGGAGGAAGUUUCCAGAGACCAGAGAAAUCCUUAAAAUGGCUGAAGAGUCCUCAUUAUCUGAGGGAAGCCCUAGGCAAUUUAUGUAUUUGAGGUAGGAAUGCAAAUGCAGAAGAAACCAAGCAUGAGGGAAGAAAACUUUUCAACUUGCCAUGUGUUAUAAUGUUAGGAUGUCACAAAACUUUGGGCAGGAUCUAAUACUUUAAUGAGAACUCAUUUUUCAUUUGUGCUGUAUAUGCAAUAUUAUUAUAUUCAUUUAAGACAAUUAAAUGUAAAUACUGGUAUUUUCUUAACAUAUGUAGGUAGAACGUGAAAUUAUCUCUAUUUCAAAGAUAGAAAAACAAUCAGGAAGAAUCUGCAUAACACAAACAGAUUUAUUUGCCACCACCCAUUGGCUGCUGAUGAGAGAGCAGAUUCCUCCUAAAAUCGAGAUCUGGAAAAUGGUCCUCUAGUGCUGACUCCUACUUGCCAUUUAUUUGAGGUUGUCUGAUUCAUGCACUCCUACACUGCCCCUUCAAACAGCAGACUGAGCUUUGUUAGGGCAAAUAUCACCUGUCACUUGCACA
This is a messenger RNA of Neopsephotus bourkii (Bourke's parrot), 1430 nucleotides long. RefSeq lists its product as uncharacterized. The transcript is spliced from 3 exons. The record is from RefSeq and is a predicted model, not a curated record. Bases 1 to 783 code for a protein of 260 amino acids. NCBI's taxonomy places the organism in Eukaryota, Metazoa, Chordata, Aves, Psittaciformes, Psittacidae.